AUGGAUUGGGGCUUCGGUCUGUCGUUCAGUGCUCGGGUUUGGCGUCGUUUGGUGGUUAGGGUCGCUCCAGGAUCCAUAUCAGAUCUCUGUUGGUUAAUGUGGAAGCAUGUCGAGGGGUUCGGUUUCGUGUUUCGUUUUGAGGGAUUCGUGCUUAAGUGUCAGAUCUGGGUUAGUGCAGAUCUUAGUUCGGCUAAAGUAUCGAAUUCAAAGGACGGCGAGAUUUCAGAGCUUUGGGUGAAUCAUGGUCUCGGAUUUGGUCUUGAGUUUAAGCCAGAUUAG
Molecule: messenger RNA, 279 nt
Organism: Arabis nemorensis
Lineage: Eukaryota; Viridiplantae; Streptophyta; Magnoliopsida; Brassicales; Brassicaceae
Source: the annotation of a GenBank genome assembly